AUGAUGGUUUCUACUGCACCGAUGCUUUGGAUAGGCCUAUACGCUGCUAUAGCAUCUCUAAUAUGGACUCUUGCACUUUUGGCUGAUGCAGCGAUCUCCAUUCGCCAUAGAAAAUUAUGGUUCCCCUGCAGAUAUUCUGCUCUCAAUGCUGCUUCCUUGACUGUGUUAGCCGUCGCAGUGAAGUUGUCAAUGGAUCUAACUACCCCGAUGAAAAGCACUCUUGAUCAAACCGCUAAAACUACUAGUACUGCUUUCUUGUGUGUUUCAACCACUCAUUUCAUGCCUUCUCUGGGAUCCAUGAGGGACGGAGAAAUAUUAGUGAACUUGACGGCAUUGGGUAUCCUUAUAGUGACGCUUACCGUAAAUGUUAUCAUCCAAAAAUUCACAGGCGUGAUUGAAGAUGAUUUCCAAGGGGUGAAUAUGGUGAUUGCCCUUAUGAAUGUUUAUGCAUUCAUUGUAUUGAGUUCUUCAGCUUUAACGGUAUUUACAAGUAAAAGAUAUUUGGAACAUAAGUACAACGAAUUGCAAACAAAAAUUCCGGUGGAGGAACCACAAGGAGACGAAUUAAUGGACUUUGACUGGUUAAAGUCACGCGUGAAGAAGUAUUGGGUGAUGGCAGAAGCAGGUAACCCUCAGUUUAAUAUGGCACGAUCUGAGGCCAGCGGUGUUUUAUUCGCGAUCUGCGUCAUUAGUAAUACCUUUUAUCGAUCAGUAUAG
Fraxinus pennsylvanica is the source of this 717-nucleotide messenger RNA. Lineage: Eukaryota; Viridiplantae; Streptophyta; Magnoliopsida; Lamiales; Oleaceae. The record is from the annotation of a GenBank genome assembly.